AUGGAGAUUUUUCGGUGGAUUCAUGCAGCAACGAGGCGAAAUGUUCAAGAAGUUGUGUUAGAAUUUACUCUUUGUGAGCCAUUAGAGUUACCAAUUUGUCUUGCAACUUGUGAAUCUUUGCAAGUUUUAAAGCUAAACCUGCCCAGGGAUAUACUUAAACUGCCUAAUCAUUUUGGAUUUCGUCAGCUGAAAUUGCUCCAUCUUGAGGAUGUCGAGUUAUCGGACAAACAUUCCCCAAAUUGCUUCAUCUCAAAAUGUCAUCAACUCAAAAGUUUGAUCUUACAUGAAUGUGGUUUAGGAGCUAUUACACUACUUUUUAUCGCUUCCACAUCUCUUAGUUCUGUUACUAUUAUAGCGGACUAUUAUUAUGAGGAUGAGUAUGGCAAAUGCGAACUCCCCAAUCUCAAAUUCUUAAAUUAUGAAGCUCCAAUGCCAAAUGAUAUAAUCAUCGAGAAUCUGUUUUCAAUAGAUGUUAGUAUCGCGUUUACCAAUACACGUGCGGACACUCAGAUAUUUGUGCAUAAGAUGAUCAAGGAAUUAAGUUUCUUUUACAUCAGUUUUGGCACUAUGCAAUGA
Solanum tuberosum (potato) is the source of this 576-nucleotide messenger RNA. Its product is annotated as F-box/FBD/LRR-repeat protein At5g56420-like. NCBI's taxonomy places the organism in Eukaryota, Viridiplantae, Streptophyta, Magnoliopsida, Solanales, Solanaceae. Bases 1 to 576 code for a protein of 191 amino acids. The transcript has a single exon. The record is from RefSeq and is a predicted model, not a curated record.